Aspergillus saccharolyticus JOP 1030-1 is the source of this 2739-nucleotide messenger RNA. RefSeq names its product forkhead box transcription factor. The coding region runs from base 194 to 2350 and encodes 718 amino acids. The transcript has a single exon. Gene Ontology annotation, biological process: regulation of transcription by RNA polymerase II. Gene Ontology annotation, molecular function: DNA-binding transcription factor activity, RNA polymerase II-specific; RNA polymerase II cis-regulatory region sequence-specific DNA binding. Lineage: Eukaryota; Fungi; Ascomycota; Eurotiomycetes; Eurotiales; Aspergillaceae. The record is from RefSeq and is a predicted model, not a curated record.
GGGUGACACUCUGCUACCUGGGCUUCACUUGGUUGUGACACUGCGUAAACGUUGACUGACUUCAACCCUCGGUACCCUAUUCGAAGCCCAACGUAUACCAUUGCCUUGUCCUCAAGAAUAACGGUCUCGUUGGGACCCAUCGACCUGUCAUUCCCUUUUCUCUGGACAAGAACAGGUCGCACUUGCGGCAGUCAUGAGUUCAGCACACUCGGCCUCGACGAAUUCGGGAUCCUCUCUACCUCAUGACAGGGUCGUGUUCAAGCCACGUCCCCAUCUAGAACCUUCGCCGCUGCCAUUGCAGCCUACUGAAAACGUUUCUUCAACUCAAGAUCGCGCGAUGCGUCCGAUAUCUUCUAAACCUCGACGAUUAUCGCCGACUAAGGCGUAUAAAGGUUCAGCUGCUUCACUUGCAGGUCGAGGAAAGUUGGGGUUUGUUCCAAUUACAGCGCCCUCUCCACCGGCUUUCAUGACCGAUUCACCCGCAAAGCGACCCUCUGCGCCCGCACCCAGCCAUCCGCCUGCUACUUCGUCUAUGCCACAGUCCGCCCUAUUCACGACAUUUCCCUCAGUGGGUCCUGGGAAACGGUUACAUAAAGAGACCUAUGUGUCGGAUGAUACUCCAAGUGACAGUUUUGCUGACUUUCCUGAGCCAACCCUGAUUUCUAAGCAUCAUAUGAAGAGGACUCUCCUCGAGGCUGCACCACUAAAGGAGCGGCCAACUAAGAUACUCAAGCGCGAAGACAUUGCCGCAAUUCAAGUACCAGAACCAUACGACAUGCCGCUCAUUGAAGAUGAUGGGACGAAGCCACCUUACAGUUAUGCGACCCUGAUUGGAAUGUCUAUCCUGCGUGCUUCUAACAGGAAACUAACCCUUGCACAAAUAUACAAGUGGAUAUCUGAAACUUUCUCAUAUUACAAGAAUAGUGAUCCUGGCUGGCAGAACAGCAUUCGUCAUAAUCUGAGCCUCAACAAAGCUUUUAUCAAGCAGGAGAGGCCGAAAGAUGAUCCAGGAAAAGGCAAUUAUUGGGCUAUUGAGCCUGGGAUGGAAGCGCAAUUCCUCAAAGAUAGGCCCUUGCGCCGGGCGACAAUGUCAAGUCUCCCACUUCCAGCAGCUCCCCCAAGAGAACCUAUUCCCUCGCAGAGCUUGAGGACGACGACAUGGGCUGUUCCGCCACCGAUAGUUACCACAACACCGAGGCCCUCGCGGACUGUGGAUCUGUCAUCCGACGCCACACUUCCUGCUUCCGACCCUGCUCUUCAGGAUGAUACAGGCGAUGAAAGUGCGAAUUAUACUGCUUUACAGCCGUCCGUCCCCCAUUCUUCACCUCCGUCACCGAUACACUCAUCACCUCCCGUUAUACCACCUCGCUAUUCCCGGCAAGGAACCCCUCCAACGCCGUCCCAGAACAAUACGUCUUCUAGCAUUGCUCCUAUCAACAGCAAGCGGAAAUCGCAAACCAUGAAUGAUAGCGGUUACUUUUCGUCCCUGGAGUCCUCUGCCAUGCGACCAAACAAGGCUGGACACAUCUUGACCUCCGACCUGGACAUCGAGCCCCCUCGCAUCAAACGUGGCCGCGCGGAAGAAGAGAUUGCCCGAAUUCGAAGCUCAUCUCACGACAUAAGUCCGAGUCAUUGCGGGGUGACGAGAGAAUCAGGAAUAAUUGUCAAUUCCUCACCGCUUCGUGGUGAAUAUGUCAGCAUGCUACCUCCUCCUAUUACUCCCUUGAUCAAAUUCAAGAAACCCGCAAAGCCGCCUCCAUCCGUGUCACCGAACACUAACCUUCGUAACCACCGGAAGAGAAUCCAGCAGAUGGUGAAUUCCCCUAUCAAGCAUCUGGGGUUAACGGAGGAGGAUCUUCCAUGGAGCCCUGCCUUCAACAUUCAAGAUGAAAGUCUUACACCAAGUGAUAGUCUACAUGCAAGCUUCGAUGUUUUCGCCGAUGCCGCAGCGGAUAACAUAUCAACUCCGGCCUACGGGUCUCCUGAGAAACGUUCGGCAAAACGUGGCCGAGUGGAUCCCGGCGGUCCAAGCAAUAGUAUACUGGCUGAUAUCACAGCAGUGAGCGUCAACAGUCGGAUCGGCAUGUCAUCGUUAUCAUCUAAUAGAAAGGGUCUUCUUUUUCCUGACUCGCCGUCAAAAGCUCCAGAACCUGGACGCUACGUCGACGCCACUCAUGAUGACUUCUUUUCGUUUCAUCUCUUCGAUGAAAGCCCCGGAGAGGUUGAUGGCGUCGAUCUCCUGCAGGGAUUCCAGAAGAUAGGGGAUGCAAGCAAGGAAGAGCCUCCGCGGCUCAAAGCAUACCCUCCGAGGCCUCACUUCAACAAUCGAAAUAACACAUCCUUGCUCUGAUAUUGCGGAUCCCCGGCUGAGAUGCAAGACCUACCGAGUACAGAAUCUGUAGCAGGCUCAAACCUUCUCACAUAGGGGCGUUCGACAUAUUCCACGCCAUUUGGCCACUCUCGCUACGACCUUAGCGGGCUAGAUCACGAAAUCUCUUUUCAUGUAAUUGUUGGAUUCACUUAUGUCAAUUCAUCGAGCUCCAACUGAUUUGAUGUUUCCGGCGUUCUUUGGGAAGCGGGGGAAUAUGCCUUGCGCCUGAGAUGACCUUCUUAUGACCUUGACGAUGACAUCUAAACAGAUGUGCACGAGCAUGCAAUGGUUUUCACGAACUUUGAAUCUUAACCUGAUUUGUGUGUACCUAAUUUAAUUCAGCCAUGUUUUCAAGUAAGAUUCACAAA